GAGCAAACGUUUCUUAAGAACCACUAAGAGAUCACUAGAUCCGAUAAAUUCGGCACAGAAAUUGUUUAGAAUCAAUCUUUAUCGACAUUACCGUCUUUAGCUGUUCACCAGCAUAUCAUAACAUUACGAAAUAGUUCCUCAUUUGCUCUCUCGCUUGUUUUUUUCGGAAGUUUACGUAAACGAUUGCGAUCCUAAUUUUAGUGAUCAUCACGAGGACAGACGCUGAAAUCGUUUAGAAAGAGCUACCAGAUUGCCCUAAUCGCGAAGUAUCGGGAGUAUAUUUGAAGAAGAAUAUCCUGCAAUCUGUAAGACAAUUGUUCGGAGAAGAAGGAACCAAGUGUGCCAUUGAUAUUUUAAAGUUUGAUCCGGAAGACUGCAGGUUUGUCUUACGGUGCACGGAUGACUGUUAUGUACGCCUAAGGGCAGCUCUGUCACUUGCCGAAAGGUACGAAGGAGAGCAAUGUAUUUAUAGAGUUCAUCGCGCUACAGCAAAUUUGUUAUCAUUUUCUGUGGAUAGCAGAAAUUAUCAGCAUUAAUUUCUAGAGACGUGUUUAUUUAAUCCUUAGUGCCUUUUCAUUCUGAGGAAACAUUGUAUAUUUUUUGUAUGAUUGUAUCGAUCGAUCAACUAUGCCAGUAACUCAUAAGGAAGGGAAAGAUACUAUUAUAUUCGCGUCCAAGGAGGAUCAUGCGACACCUAGCAAGAUAGACCUCCCAGAGCUAGAACCGAGUCCAGGUCUGCUCUUGUCAAAUGGAGAGAUCAACUGGAAUUGUCCCUGUCUUGGUGGCAUGGCGACUGGACCAUGUGGAUUAGAAUUCAGGGAAGCCUUUUCGUGUUUUCAUUACUCGGAUGAUGACCCGAAAGGUUCGGAUUGCUAUGAAGCAUUUAAAACCAUGCAAUUGUGCAUGCAGCAAUAUCCAGCGCUAUAUGGUAACAAGGAAACAAACAUAGAUGAUUUCGAGAAGGACGCAGAAGAGGAACAGGAUGUCAUAGAUGCACAAGAUACCAGUAAAUUCCCAGGCCAGAAGGAUAAAUUAGAAUCGAAAAGGGAAGAGAGGUCGGAGCCAUCUAGUACAAAAAUAGGUAUAGGACGUGCUAAUGUUCAUUGAACGAUCGCCAUCUCGCUAUGAAAUCAAACGUCGGUGACACGAUCGCGUUAAAUGGCACUUAGAGCAAAUUUCUAUCGGGACUUAAUGGUAUAUAGGAUAUCUAUAGUUCACAUAAUGCAUAGAUUGUAUGGGAAACUAUGUUUGAACGAAAUAAAGUAUUCGUAAAUAUUA
Molecule: messenger RNA, 1278 nt
Organism: Megalopta genalis
Lineage: Eukaryota; Metazoa; Arthropoda; Insecta; Hymenoptera; Halictidae
Source: RefSeq, a predicted model, not a curated record